Cyanistes caeruleus (blue tit) is the source of this 8361-nucleotide messenger RNA. NCBI's taxonomy places the organism in Eukaryota, Metazoa, Chordata, Aves, Passeriformes, Paridae. The record is from RefSeq and is a predicted model, not a curated record.
UGUUUUUUUUGUUCUCAAAUGCUGGAUAUGCUGGGUCAAUGAACUGUUAAUCCAGGAAGCAGAGCUGAGAGGACAAACUGAGAAGACAUUAUAAUGAUGGCAAGCAGGAAUGCAACACUUUCCCAGAAGUCCCUCAUCUAGGGAAACAUGCAAGAAAGCAGCCUUUGUGACUCUUUAAACCACUGACUGUAACCUGGUCCAGGUUUGUCAGUGCCUGCUGAAAAAGACUUCUAGAACUUUAAAGCAGGCUACAAGACUGUCCUCAGCAGGAUCCAAGAUUUUCCCAGGCACUUUACCAGCCCUACACACAGAACAAGAUGAUUGACCUAAGCUUCCUAACAGAGGAGGAACAAGAGGCAAUAAUGAAGGUGCUGCAACGGGAUGCAGAGCUUAAAAGAACCGAAGAAGAGAGAGUCAGGCAUUUACCAGAAAAAGUCAAAGACCAUGUUCAGCUAAAGAAUAUGAGUGGGCAGUGGUUUUAUGAGGCCAAGUCAAAGAGGCACAGGGAUAAGAUCCAUGGAGCAGACAUUAUCAGAGCUUCCAUGCGCAGGAAACCUGCCACCAUCGCUGAAGUGGGUCAGAACAAAACAAGCAAAGCAAAGAUCAGCUGGGUGAACAAUGUUAAUAAAGAAGGCUUCGUGCCACCAGAUCUACAUGGCAUUGUGGAACAUCAAGAAGAAGAGCAACAGAAAGCUAGUUUGAGUUCUAAAGAAGCAAGCCCUGUGUUAAACAAACCAGAAGAAAGACCUGUGAAGGCAGCAGUCUCAUCAGUAAGGCAAAGGAGAAAUCCAUUUAAUUCCACUACAUCAGAUGAUAACUUGAACAAUGGGGAAUCAGAAGACAGACCAGCCAUUGUACCUCAGCUAUCAAAGAAGGAAAUUUGGUCAGUCUCAGAAGACAGCCCACCUAAAUCAAACUUACAAAAUGAUGAAUCAGAUAAACCUGAGAAGCCUUUUGUAGAACUUACUGAUCCAUCACAGAAGGAACUAGUUAAUCGUCCUGUCCCAAAAGCUAGGAAACUAAUUCACAAAGCAGCAGAUUCUGUAUCACAAAGAGAAGGCCUUGCCCCCAAACCAACCAAGCAGACCGAGAGGAUUAAUGGCAUUGGUAGCCCGCCCAGGGGCAUUCUGAAACGCAGCUCAAGCUCAAGUUCCACUGACUCAGAAGUUCGGGUCAGUCAAAUGUUAGAUGUCCAGAAAAAGAAUGAUCUUUCUACCACAACUAUUUUUGAAGGGGAAGGUGAGAAGAACUCUGUUGUGGAAGAAGCAGAAGAUUCCACACAAAACUCACUGGAAAAACUGAAACAAGUGAGGUUUUCAUCCAGCUCAGGUAAAGGAAAACCUCUGCAAAGCCCACAGCUAUGCCAUGUUAAAGAAAAAGGAGACCAUGAUAUCUUAAAACCUGACAAAAAAAAGAAUAGUGGAAAUUAUGCUGUUCAAUCAGAUUCACUUGGUGAUAGGCAAAUUCCUGCUGCAAAGCCUUUGGGAACCUAUUUAUCAGCUUUACAAAUGAAAACAAUAGAUGGCUUACAAGAAGACACAUCUGCAUCCAGCCCUCGUGACAGUAACAGAUCAGUCUUCCCAGUUAGUGAAAGCUUCCAGACAAAUACAGUUACUCCCAAGAAACUUGAAACCCCACAGAAGACCUCCAGCAAUAUCCUGUCAAACAGCAAUAAUGAACAGAGUGUUAAUGAGACACAUGAAAAAAAAUCCAACCAGAUCCUGAUCCAAGCAGAUAGACAUCAACUCUUGGCUGAAACAGAAGCACGUGAGAUGUCCAAUACCAAUUCUACAAGUCUUCAACAAGGUAAGCCUGAUCUUGUUGAGGAAAGAGAUGCUAAAACCAUUUUCAAGCCUGGAAAACAUGCUGAUGAACUUGUGAAAGUGGACGAUGACUCUGUAUCAAAAGUUUUAGACUGGUUUAGAAGAAGUUCUAGUACUGAAGAUGAGGAACUUGUAUCAAUGAAGUCCGAAGGCAGGGAGCCCAGAGAGGAAGUGGACAUGUCAAUCAGAAGAGCAGUUCUUCCUACAGAACACAGUGGGCCUGGCAUGCAUGGAACAACAAAAGAUACAGAAGAUAGACCAUUUGGAAAGAUUAAACAACAGAGCAGUAUUUCAUCUACAUCCUUUACUUCAGAAAACAUACAGCUGAUAAAGGAGAGGGUGAAGCCUAAGACAGAGGAAGCAAAUAAGAAGCAAAAUGAUAAAUUGCUAACUGAAUUUGGUUGUACAAGAGUUGAAGAAAAAGAACAUGGUCAAGAAAUCAAACAACAAAAUCAGAAAUCAAAUCUCUUGGAACAUCAAGGGCACAAGCUACUGGCUCAGAAAUGUGAAUCAGAGAAGGCAAUACAAGAAAAAAGAAGAAUAAGGGAGAUCAGAGCUUUCUGGGAAAGGGAUAAAACUAUACCCAGUCACAGAGAGAAAGGAGUUAGUAUCAAUACUGAUGCAUCAGGUGACUGUGCAUUGACAGGUCUCAGAGAAAGUGACAAACUGAAACAAUCUGCAGUGUAUCUACCUAAGGCAUUGCAUGAUCAGUGCAAGAACACAUUAAGAAGUCCUGAAGUAAGUUGUGCAAGCCAGGCGUCAAGAAACAAAAGUCAGCACUCUUUUGAAUCUGGACCAGGCCAUGCAUUUGGAAAGGCAGAAGGGACACUUCAGUUUGAUGAAGUUUGUGAAUGUACAGAACUCCCAAAAGCCAGUAACUUGCAUCCCAGAGCUGGUGUCACUUCAGUUUCACCAAAAAGCAAAGACAAAGAUGAGAAGGAGACUCUUAAAGGAAAAGUUCCUGCUUCUUCCCAACAGAAGCCAAACUUCCAGGUUUUGUCUUUAAAAGAAAAGAUGAAUGGGAAGUCCAAGAAUCAAAUUUCAGAUUCUUCACACUUCCAGAGUCUGAGAAACUUCUGGGAUACUGGAGCUAAAUUCCAGAGUAGCAUUGACAGGGAAGAUGAUUCUUUGCCAAAUAAUACUAGAUCAAUAAUCUAUGAAAGAAAAUCAAAGGAAGAUAAAAAAGGCAGAGAUAAUGUGAGCAAGCAAGAGUUAAUUAAACAACAAACCCAAACACCUGAGAGAGAAAAAACACAGAAACUAGAUUCUGUAGUAUGCAAAAAAUCUCUAGGAUCUCCUAUCCUAAGAGGUCUGAAUGUGACACACACAAAAAAUACAGACUCUCUCCAGCUGGACAGCCAGCCAGUUAUCUCAAAAUCACAGGAGAAGAUGGGUCUUCCAGAGCAUGAAGUUAGAGAAUACACAGAUAAAAGCAUUGUUUCAUCGAAAGAUAAUCAUGUAUCCUUGCAGCUCCAGUCAUCUGGUGAUAAAGAUGCUUUAAAGGAGAAAGUAGUAGGUGAUAAACUACAUUUACCUAUAGAAAAAGGGGAAAACAAGACUACUCCUUUGGAUAAAGAGGAAGUUGCAGAGACUGUGGAUAAAGUUGUUCUACCCAAAGGUGAGCUUGAUAUAUUUAAAUCAUGUCUAAAGAAGCUAGAAAAGGAAGCCUUGGAGAUGUCAUUUAGCUUAAACCUAAAAGAAAGCAUUUUAAAAGGGACGCAUUUUCAGUCAAAUCAGUGCAAGGUCUUUGAGAGAAAAGGGCAAGACAGAAACGUUAUUUCUCCUGUUGAUCAAGGAGAAGAAAUAGGCAAAAGUACAGGACAAGUGAAUGUGUCAUCAACACAUAAGCAUGAGAACAGAAAAAGUCUCAGAAAGCUGUUUAGGGAAUUUGACCCUUUGUAUCUACAAUAUCAGGCAGCAGACAAGGAUGAUACCCUUGAGGGCUCCCCAAGGCCUCAAGCUGGUUUGGAGAACCUUCUCAAAGAAACCCUUGUAUCUCAACCUUCUGAAUACAGAAGGGUGGGAAUGAAAACAUAUGAUGAGUCAAAUAGUAUAUCACAAAAUAACUGCAGUGUAGAAUCAGCACACCAAGAAGCUACUGGUCCACCUGAAGAGGUCCAUGAGACCAUAGAGAAGUCUGUAGCUGGAUCCAAGGUCAAUGGUUUGAGUUCUGCUCUACAGAAGCUGCUGGAGGAGGCCUCUGAAGCACCCCCUUCUAAACCCAAAUUUGCCAACAGCACAGCAUGGGGGACUGCUGAGUAUCAAGUUAAAAGGACAAUGUGUGAACAUGGUGGAGAAGUGCCACAGGAAAUCGGUGAGACUGUAGAAAGGUCUGUUGCCCCAUCCAAGGCCAGUGGCUUGAGUUCUGCUUUAGAGAGGCUGCUGAAGGAGGCCUCUGAAACGCCCCCUCCUAAACCCAAAUGGGCUGACAGCACAGUGCAGAGAACUGCUGUGGUGCAAGACAAAGGCAUGACUUAUGAGCAUGGUGAAGAGGUGCAGCAGGAAAUCAGUGAGACUGUAGAAAGGUCUGUAGCCCCAUCCAAGGCCAGUGGCUUGAGUUCUGCUUUAGAGAGGCUGCUGAAAGAGGCCCCUGAAGCACCACCUCCUAAACCCAAACGUGCUGACAGCACAGUACAAAGGACUGCUGCGGCACAAGUUAAAAGCGCAACUUAUGAGUGUGAUGGGGAGGUGCUGCAGGAAAUCCAUGAGAUUGUAGAAAAGUCUGUUGCCCCAUCCAAGGCGAGUGGCUUGAGUUCUGCUUUAGAGAAGCUGCUGAAUGAGGCCUCUGAAACACCUCUUCCUAAGCCAAAACAUGCUGACAGCACAGUACAGAGAACUCUGGAGGUGGAAGCUAAAAGCAUGACCUAUGAGCAUGGUGGAGAGGUAGCUCAGGAAAUCAGUGAGAAUAUAGAAAAGUCUGUUGCCCCAUCCAAGGCCAGUAGCUUGAGUUCUGCUUUAGAGAGGAUGCUGAAGGAGGCCUCUGAAACGCCCUCUCCUAAACACAAAUGUGCUGAGAGCACAGUACAGGAGACUGCUGAGGUGAAAGCUAUGAGCACAGCCUAUGAGCAUGAUGGAGAGCUGCUGCAGGGAAUUGGUAAGACCACAGAAAGAUCUGCCCUGUCCAACGCUGAAUAUACAGGGUCUGAUGUUAAUUUUCAGAAUCAACCAAAAGAGGUUUCUGAAAUACCAGCUUCUGUGCUGGAAAAUAUAGAUAAGAAAAUGCAUGAUAAAAUACAGACUAGUGUAGGUAUAUAUGUUCCACAUCAACGAGACAGAGAUCACUCUCAAGAAAUACAAGAAACAGUAGAAAAAUCCUCUGUUUCAAAUAAUGCAAAAUUUGGUGAAUUCAGUCGCUCUUUAGAAAAACUUCAGGAAGUAUCUGCAGUUUCAUGUCCAAUAUCCAGAGACUUAUAUCAGCAAGAAGUUGAGGAUUGUACAUUUCCCUCAGAGAAAGAGACUCUAUUCAUGACAAACUCACAGCCAUACAAUGCCCUAAGUAGCUAUGAUACACAUAUGAAGAUAGUUCUCAAAGUGGGAGCUCCAGAAAAGACCGUCAAAGCCUCAGUUAAUGAUCUUGCAGUAAGUGAAAUUGAAGCUUCUGGUCUUAAAAGAGAUGGAGCUAUUAACAAAAUAGGAGAGAGAAACAUGGUUUCAUUUGAUCUUUGUUCCUUGGAAGGCAAGACAAAUAUGGUCGCAAUCAAACCAUUUGAGAUAAAUGAAAAAGGGAUGAUUGAAAGCACGUUCUUGGAGGCUUCUGAACAGAAUUCAGAAUUUCAAGCACUGAUGAAUUUCAGAAGAGCAACUACAGCACUUAAAGGUGAGAUCAACUACCCCCAGCCAGAAGAAUCUCAGUUCUGCUUCAUGUCUCAGCAUGAGGAUAACAAUGAAGAGAAAGGCAGCAACAUAAAUUUGGGAUCCAAGUUUUCUGAUUCUCACUCUGGAACUCUGAAUAGAAGUUCAACUCGUUCUGAAGAAGAAUUAAACCCUGUUUUGAUGGCUUUGAAAAGGAGUGCAGAUAGGAAAAAGCCUUCCAAAAGUCUAGAGGACAUUCCAUCAGCUACCUCAAAUAAAGAAAAAAUAAAUAAACAAAAGGAAGAAUUAGUUCUUAGUGAUGAAGAUGGUCUGAAACCUGAUCAGCAUCAAGAGAGGACUGAAACUGCAGCAGGAAUUUCCACAGUGACUUCACAGCCUGAUAAACUCUUCUCCAACCCCGAAAAACUCAAAGGACUGAGCAAGUCAGUACCAUCAUUCUUACAAGAAGAGAGUGAUGACAGAGAGACAGAUACAGCAUCAGAAAGCAGUUAUUCCUUUGGCAGAAUCAAGAAGAGUCCCAGCUCUCUAACCAAUCUUAGCAGCUCUUCUGGCAUGGCCUCCUUAUCCUCUGUGAGCGGCAGCCUAAUGAGCAUCUAUAGUGCAGACUUUGGCAAUGUUGAUGUGAAGGGGAACAUUCAGUUUGCCAUUGAUUAUGUGGAACAGCUGAAUGAGCUCCACAUCUUUAUUUGCCAGUGCAAAGAGCUGGCAGUAGCAGAUGUUAAACGACAACGUUCAGACCCGUAUGUAAAGACCUACCUGCUUCCAGAGAAAUACAGACUGGGCAAACGGAAGACUUCUGUCAAAAAGAAAACUUUUAAUCCAGUCUAUAAUGAAAUACUGCGGUAUAAAAUUGAGAAGGAGCUCCUAAAGAAUCAAAGCCUCAAUAUCUCUGUCUGGCACAAUGAUACCUUUGGGAGGAAUAGUUUCCUUGGUGAAGUGGAGCUGGAUUUAGGAACUUGGGACUGGAAUGAUCCAUCCAAUAAGCAGAUAAACUGGUUUCCUCUCAAGCCAAGGACUUCAGCAGUAACUCUUAAUCUAGAAAACAGAGGGGAGAUGAAACUAGCCCUCCAGUAUGUCCCACAUCCAAUUGGAGGAAAGAAGACUCUAUCUACUGGUGAGGUCCACAUCUGGGUGAAGGAAUGCCAUAACCUCCCUCUUCUGAGAGGCAAUAGGCUCAAUUCUUUCAUUAAAUGUACCAUUCUUCCAGACACCAGCAGAAAAAGUCGCCAGAAAACAAGGACAGUUGCAAAAACGACAAACCCGGUAUUCAACCACACCAUGGUCUAUGAUGGCUUUAGACCAGAAGAUUUAAAAGAAGCCUGCAUAGAACUCACAGUCUGGGAUCACAACAAACUAGCAAACCAUUUUCUGGGGGGCCUCCGGAUAGGCCUUGGAACAGGCAAAAGCUAUGGAACUACAGUAGAUUGGAUGGAUUCUACUUCAGAUGAAACUGCCCUUUGGGAGAAGAUGAUGAACUCUCCGAACACCUGGAUAGAAGAUACACUACCUCUCAGGAUGCUUAUGGUUGCAAAAUUGACAAAAUAAGGUGGAUUUUUAUUUGUUAGUGUCAAAAAGAAACCUUGGGAAUGAAAUUAAAAGCAUGGGGGUGGAACUUUAGAAGAGGAACACAGUAGCUUUUUUGUCAGUUUCGGCUCUGUUACUGUUCUGGUUUUGUGCUGUCAGAUGUCACUUUGUAUUUUAAAUUGAACAUCUGCUUGCAGAUCAUUAUGUAAAUUGUAGGGAUUUUAAAAUCUCUUAUUCACUGAAAGCAACUUCAAGAAAGAAGGUGUUUACAGAACUCAGUGUCAGAGGUUGCUGUGAUAUCUGGAUGACUGUGUUGUCUAACUGAAGCAUUGCUGAUCCCUUAAAAAUCCAAAUAACCAGCAGAAAUAUAAGAGCAAGUCAAUUGGUUUUGUAGAUUGCUAGGAUUUUUCAUGAAGUCUUACUGAUAAGACAGCAACAUUAGUGUUAAAGCUCAUUGGUAUGUGUUUGUAUCCUCAUUAUGCUGUGACAGAUCUCUCCAGCAUGAAAUGGUCGUGAACUCAGUUUUUGCAAGUUCCUCUAGUUGUAAUUGUACAUUUCUAGGACAUGAAAGUUACUCCCCCAAUGAAAGAAGCGUGGCAUGAAGUGGUACUGUCGAUGUCCUAUUCUACAAGGUGCAGAGGACCUUCUUCCAAUGUACUGUAAAAAAUCAGGGUUAUAAAAAAUUUGCUUUAAAAUGUGUUAAUCAUCUUCCUAGCAUACAAUACUUAAGUGCCAAAGAUGUAAAGGUGAAACUAUUUUUAUUCCAGUGCUACUCAAAAGGAUCUAAAUGUGCCGGUUUUAGUGAUGACAAGAAUGUUGGGUAUUUAUUCUCCAAAGUGCACUUGUUUGUACCUGUAUCCAUUAGCUUGUUUUGGUUUUUAUUUUUGCAAAAAGUGAACUUACCUGUGCUUCAGCGCCACCGUUAGGAGACUGGUAGGACUGUGGUGGGCUUUGCUUAGUUUUGAGGCAUAGGAAAUAAGGCUGCAGUUUGUAACUUGUAGAAAUGCUAGCAGAUAAAUGCAUAAAGUACAAAAUAUAUUCAUUUUGUUUUCUUUUUUUAAAAAUAAAUUCAGCCUAUUUAAAUGAAAUAGGAAUUCAGUUUUAUUACAUGCCAGUGGUUUAUGUUAGCCAUUCAGCAUGCAGUGUAACAAAAUGCAGACAGACAACAUUUUUGAAAAUAAAUACACAGUUUUUUACUCCA